Messenger RNA from Onthophagus taurus, 926 nucleotides. The record is from RefSeq and is a predicted model, not a curated record. Lineage: Eukaryota; Metazoa; Arthropoda; Insecta; Coleoptera; Scarabaeidae.
UCCUUGAAAUGAACCGAUUCAAACGAUUAUUUAAUAAUAAAAUUUCCACAAUUGGAAUGAUUCAUUUACGAGCUCUACCAGGUACUCCCAAAUACGAUGGUUCGUUACAAAAAAUCAUUGAUACGGCUUUAAAAGAAACCGAAAUUUACCUCAAACACAACAUUGAUGGCCUCCUAAUUGAAAACAUGCAUGAUAUCCCUUAUGUACAAUCAAAACGAUUCAAACCUGAAACUGUGGCUGUAAUGACUAGAAUAACAACGGAAAUUAAAAAGAUUAUUGGUCAAAAUAUGCCUUGUGGAAUACAAGUUUUAGCUUGUGGUAAUAAAGAAGCAUUAGCGAUUGCUAAAGCGUGCCAUUUAAACUUUGUACGUGUGGAAGGAUUCGUUUUUUCUCACGUAGCUGAUGAAGGUUUUACUGAUGCGUGUGCUGGGGACAUAUUAAGAUAUCGAAAGGAAAUUGAUGCAGAAAACGUGUUAAUUUUUAGUGAUAUUAAAAAGAAACAUAGCUCACAUUCAAUAACUUCUGAUGUUUCAUUAAUUGAAACAGCGAAAGCAGCUGAAUUCUUCCUAUCAGACGGUGUAAUUUUAACUGGAACAUCAACAGGAGCCCCCGCGGAUAGAAUAGAAUUAGAUCACCUCAAAGAUAAUUUAAAAAUCCCCGUUUUAAUUGGGUCUGGAAUUACAGAUGCGAAUUUUCAUGAAUAUAAAAGAGCUGAUGGGGUAAUUGUUGGUUCAUAUUAUAAAAAGGAUGGAUUAUGGUUCAAUGAAAUUGAUGAGGAACGAUUAAAAAGGUUUUGUUUGGGUUUAUAAAGGAUGUUUUAUAACCAUAAAAGAAAGUUCUACAAAAACCGUUUUUUAUUAGAAGACUGAUGAAUGUAUAAAAUGACAAUGAUGAUUUUUGUGCAUAAUAUAUACACAUUGCAUCCA